Coccomyxa subellipsoidea C-169 is the source of this 627-nucleotide messenger RNA. RefSeq lists its product as hypothetical. Gene Ontology annotation, molecular function: diacylglycerol O-acyltransferase activity. Gene Ontology annotation, cellular component: endoplasmic reticulum membrane. Gene Ontology annotation, biological process: triglyceride biosynthetic process. The transcript is spliced from 4 exons. The coding region runs from base 1 to 627 and encodes 208 amino acids. NCBI's taxonomy places the organism in Eukaryota, Viridiplantae, Chlorophyta, Trebouxiophyceae, Coccomyxaceae. The record is from RefSeq and is a predicted model, not a curated record.
AUGUCAAAAGCGCAAACUAACGAGAAAUUGGGCGUAAUGCCAUAUGUGGCAGCCAUAUGGGCAAUGAGUCUGUAUUUCACCACCCCAACAGCUUGGGUGUUGACCAUCUGGCAGCUGUUCAAUCCUCGAGUCUCUUGGCUUAUCGUCUUGUACCUUCUGUACAUUUGGUACGGCCCUGGAAAGAAAGCGGCAGCCAACCUCUCAUGGCCCACGUGGUUGAGGCACUGGUCGAUCUGGAAACAUCUAGCAGACUACUUCCCUGUCAGGCUCAUAAAGACAGCCGAUCUGGACCCCAGCAAGCGCUACAUCUUAGGGCUCCAUCCGCAUGGCGUCCUGACGAUCAGUGCAUGGGCCACGUUCGCCAGCGAGGGGACCAACUUCAGCAGAACCUUUCCCGGCAUUGAUCUGCGCGUAGCCACGCUGAGGUGGAACUUCAUCACGCCCAUAGCGCGUGAGCUGAUGCUGCUGCUGGGCUUUGUGGACGCCGAUGCUUGGACGCUGCGCCAGGUGCUGUCAUCCGCGCCCGGCCGCGCCGUCAUGCUCGCCAUUGGCGGCGCCGAGGAAGCCCUGCUGGCGGGCCCCGGCCUCAACGACCUCGUCCUCAACAAACGGUUCGCCCUGUUCUAA